AUGUCCACCAAAAGUUGUUCUGAGCAGACGAGGGCCAAAAAAUCGCACAAAAGACAAAGAACGGAAGCGCAGAAAAAACGACGUGCCUUGGCAGAUCAAGCAAGAGUGCUGAGGAACCAGAAGGCCAAGCUUGAUGACCUACUGGUGUUGAUCCAAAUCAUACCGUCGCCGGAUCAAGAAAUCAGAAGGGCUUGGUCACAAAAGCUUGGGAUUACAAUGGCAUUUCUGGACAACUGGAUCCAAGAGUAUAAGCAUCCGGACCCUUUGAAAAAAUAAGUGCGGAAUUAUAAGUUAGAUAAUAAAAUAGGUGUUGAUGAUGCACCAAAACAGGACCCAAAAAUAGUUAAAUGUUCAUCUCCAUCUCCAACAAGCUUUAAAAUCUCUCCAUCAGAUAUGUACACAAAUGCUGAAAAGAUGGCUUCAUUUUCACCGUUCAAAGAAGAGCAAAAGCUUAUUCCCGAGCACAACGUUUGCCAAAAUAAACUCAAUCCACAAGUUAUUUGUGAGCCGAGCCAAAAAGCAUGAACGUCAUUGCUCUGAAAAUAUGGGCCCGGAAAUCAAAAGAAUGUCAAUCAAGUACAACAACGGAAUAUUUUAUUUGUUUAUUAAUCUUAUCGAUUUUUAUAAGUUCAUUCAUUUUCUCAUACAUAUACAUUGAAU
This is a messenger RNA of Caenorhabditis elegans, 660 nucleotides long. NCBI's taxonomy places the organism in Eukaryota, Metazoa, Nematoda, Chromadorea, Rhabditida, Rhabditidae. The record is from the annotation of a RefSeq genome assembly.